CCCGCCUUCGACGCCAUCUUGCUGCCGGCAGGGGGAGCGGAGCAUCGCGCCGGCCCGGCCCCGCCAUGCCGCACUACCAGGCCUGGGAGGAGUUCACGCGUGCUGCCGAGAAGCUCUACCUUGCCGACCCCAUGAAGGUGCGGGUUGUUCUCAAAUACCGCCAUUGUGAUGGGAACCUCUGCAUCAAAGUAACGGACGACGUAGCUUGUUUGCUGUACAGGACAGACCAAGCACAAGAUGUCAAGAAGAUCGAGAAAUUCCACAGUCAGUUGAUGCGACUGAUGGUAGCUAAGGAGUCCCGCAGCGCUGCCAUGGAAACAGACUGAACUGCUGAAAAUCAAUCGAGUGCUCCAGUCCUAUUUCACUGGAAGAAAAUAUCUGUUGGAUUAGAAGGAAUGCUGGGACAGGAGAUGCUUCUAUGGACUGCAGCGGACUGGUGACAAGUCUGAAGCAUUUUUUCCCUCCCCAGGUGGCUUUGGAAAACUAGGAAAAUAAAUGCUUUCAAUUGAAAGCUUCUAUUUAUUUUUGGGAAUGGAACAAGAAACUAUUCUUACACAUUAGGUAUGCUAAGAAGAAGACAAGUAAAAUACUUUACAGUCUGAUGGGCCACAAGCAUAUUUCUGGAAAGUUACUGUAAAAUUUCAUCUAGAUUUCAUUGUGUUCAUAUUUUAUGCUGGUGUAUUCUCACAGUGAGAAGGGUUAUUGACCUCACAUACUGUAAUGUGAUGACUGGAUCUGUUAACUAUUUGCAUUAAUGAUGUACAUCAGUGGGGUUUAGAAGAACAGGAUGUGUGCUGAACUGAAAUGUUAAAGUUGCCAAUAUGUAUUAGUACUGUCACUAGUAGGAUUUUGACUAUUAGUAUUGGUUAUACGCUGAGCAACAGUAUCUGUGAUGCAGUUUGUAGAACUGUUAUAUUGGUUAAAUAAUUAAACUUCUGUAUUUUAAAUGUUAAUGUCAGCCUUCAUUUGAACAUUACUAGACAUCAGUGAGGAACUGGGAGUUUCUUUUCUGCUUAUGCAAAUAUUGUUACUAAAAAGCAGUCAGUGGCUUUUUUCCAUACUUGAAUUACUUUGUACUAGCAAGGGGACCUUUUCCUAUCCUUGCUGCAGACAGGGCUGACAGGUGCUAGGCCAUUUCAUUUGAACAAUAUUAUUACCUAGAAAGGCUGGACCAGAUUAUCCCUGAAGUUCCUUGCAACCUAGCAUUCAGUGAUUGCAUAUCAGGAAGACAAAUUCUAGAAGCUGUGGUAUAUUAUCUCAAUAGAAAGAAUGUAACCAAACACUAUCCAGAGUCCUUAUUUUUGAAGCUUGCUAACUAUGCUUUUUUCAGAUGUUACAUGUGGCAGAUGAACGUCACCCAGAUGAAUAAAUGAAUGAAAAACAACUUAAUAAAUACUUAAAUACUACUGUCAAAAAUAGACCAAUGCUCCUGUGGCUUGGACUUGUUUCUCAUUGCUACCUCUGGUAGAGUGAUGGAAGCCUUGGUUGUCUUUCACAAAGGCUUUUUGCUUGAAAACGCAGUAGCUGAAAUGGAGACUUGCUUUGACUAGCUCUUGCAUACUUAAAACCAGAUGACUAUUUUUAUUUAUGCUAUUGGUAUAAGUAGGCUUUUCCAGGACUAAUGUUUUGGGUUAAACCAAGGCCUGAAAACAAAGCAGAGCCAUACUUCAAUGGCUGCCUGCUGUCGCUGACAUAAAAGUAAUUCAGCUACUCAGAAGCAGUGGAGCUCCCACACUUGCCAAGGGCUCAGGGAUGAAAAUCCCUCAGGCUUUAAUACUGCAUCAAGAGUGCCCUUACAGCUGAACAAUGAAUGUUGCAUAUGGUUGGAAAAUACUGCAGUGCUAAAUUCCCAGUGACUUCACAUUCUAGUCUUACAGGAGUGACUGGUGGGUACGUACCUUCUGGUUUUGUAUCAGCUUUUGAAAGACAAAUUCAGACAGAAGGUGAAACUUUGUUCAUAGUUUUAAUAAGCAUGUCCAGAGAAAGACAAAGUUGUGAAGGAUCUGGAGAAGAGGUCUUGUGAGGAAUGGCUGAUGGAUAGUUUAGCCUGGAGAAAAGAAGGCUGAGGGCACAACUCGCUGCUCUCUACAACUUUGGGAAGGAGGUUGGAGGGAGAUGGAGAUCAGUCUCUUCUCCCUAGUAUCAGGUAAUAGGAGGAGAGAAAAUGGCCUGAAAUUGUGCCAGAGUAGGUUUAAGUUGGAGAUCAGAAAAAGUUUAUUUCCUGCAAGAAUGGCCAGGCAUUGGAACAGGCUGCUCAGGGAGGUGUUAAACAGCCCUG
This is a messenger RNA of Dryobates pubescens (Downy woodpecker), 2278 nucleotides long. It is a transcript of the gene SRP9, whose product is annotated as signal recognition particle 9. Gene Ontology annotation, cellular component: signal recognition particle, endoplasmic reticulum targeting. The record is from RefSeq and is a predicted model, not a curated record. Bases 66 to 326 code for a protein of 86 amino acids. Lineage: Eukaryota; Metazoa; Chordata; Aves; Piciformes; Picidae. Gene Ontology annotation, biological process: SRP-dependent cotranslational protein targeting to membrane; negative regulation of translational elongation. Gene Ontology annotation, molecular function: 7S RNA binding. The transcript is spliced from 3 exons.